Pectinophora gossypiella (pink bollworm) is the source of this 4704-nucleotide messenger RNA. RefSeq names its product myotubularin-related protein 8 (gene Mtmr6). Bases 214 to 2349 code for a protein of 711 amino acids. The record is from RefSeq and is a predicted model, not a curated record. Gene Ontology annotation, molecular function: phosphatase activity; metal ion binding. The transcript is spliced from 18 exons. NCBI's taxonomy places the organism in Eukaryota, Metazoa, Arthropoda, Insecta, Lepidoptera, Gelechiidae. Gene Ontology annotation, biological process: dephosphorylation.
AAUGUCAGACAGAUGUUGAUUGCGGGAUUUGUGGGUUUUAAUUUUUUGUUUAUUUGAAACGAUAAAUACCUAUUGAUUGUAAUUGCUUUGUAUUAACUAUUAUUUGCAAAUUCUUGUGUUUGUGAACUUUCUUGUGGCGGACUAUUAUAUUAUUGAAACAUAUGGUGUCUUGAGUCAUCACAAUUAUUUUAUCGAUUUUCUCACGUUUCCACUAUGGAUAUCAUCAAAACUCCAAAGCUGGAAAAUGUGCAGAUGUUGGAUAAGUACAACCUUCGGAACCCGUCGAAGGGCACUCUCUACUUCGCCACCACACACCUCAUCUUCGUCGACCAUGAGAUGAGAAAGGAGACAUGGAUUCUCCUAAUGCACAUAUCGUCAGUGGAGCGACUGCCGAUCACUACGACAGGGUCGCCACUCUUGGUGCGGACCAAGACCUUCCAGUCGGUGUUCUUCGUCAUCCCCCGCGAGCGAGACUGUCAUGAGAUGCACCAGACAUUACUGCGGCUCAGCCAACCUGUCCAUAUCGACGAACUGUACUGCUUCCACUACAAGUCUUCGCCGGACGACCUCCCCAAGUCGGCUGGGUGGAACUUCUUCGACAUACAGACUGAGUUCCAGAGGAUGAACGUACCUAACGACCAGUGGGUGCUUUGUACCGCCAAUAAGGAUUAUGAGCUAUGCGACACGUACCCGAGCGAGAUCUACGUGCCUGCGCGUGCGUCGACGGCCAUCUUGCUCGGCAGCGCGAGCUUCCGGUCGCGCGGGCGACUUCCGGCGCUGGCUUACCUGCACCACAACAAGGCUGCGAUAGCACGGUGUAGUCAGCCUCUAAGUGGAUUCUCUGCUAGGUGCAUGGAAGACGAACAGAUGUUGGACCUCAUUCGGCGAGCCAAUCCGAACUGCGGCUACAUGUAUGUCGUGGAUACUCGGCCCAGGAUAAAUGCAAUGGUUAACCGCGCCGCUGGGAAGGGUUAUGAGAAUGAAGCGUUCUAUGAGAACAUCAAAUUCCAGUUCAUGGGCAUCGGGAACAUACAUGUCAUGAGGAAGAGCCUACAGAAGCUUGUUGAAACAUGUGAACAAAAUUCACCAACAAUGUCUUCGUUCCUCAAUGGACUUGAGUCUUCCGGAUGGCUGAAACAUAUCAAAUCCAUCCUAGACACGUCAGUGUGGAUCGCGGGCGCCAUAGAGAGCGGCGUCAGCGUGUGCGUGCACUGCAGCGACGGCUGGGACCGCACGGCGCAGGUGUGCUCGCUGGCCGCGCUGUGCCUCGAGCCGCACUACCGGACCAUCAACGGCUACCAGGCACUAAUAGAAAAGGAUUGGUUGUCCUUCGGCCACAAGUUCACGGCUCGUUGCGGGCACAUCGCAUGCGACGGUCGCGAGCGCUCGCCUGUGUUCACGCAACUGCUAGACGCGACCUGGCAGCUGCUCAGACAGAACCCUGCUGCCUUCCAGUUCAACGAGAGGUUCCUGCUGACGCUGCAUGACCACGCGCACGCUUGCCAGUACGGGACCUUCGUCGCUAACUGCCAGAAAGACCGCAGGGACCUCAGGUUAUCGGAGCGCACAUUUUCACUAUGGGGCUACAUGGCGAACCACCUCAACGAGUACAAGAAUCCACUGUACAACCCGAAGGCCCAUCCUGAUGUCAUCAAACCUGACCUUAGCCCGCAGAGCAUAAGGUUCUGGCGCGGCAUGUACUGUCGCCACGAGAACGGCGUGCACCCGCGCGAGCCUCUGGGGGACCUGCUGCCAGCUGCAGUGGAGCACUGCUCCGCCCUGGAGCACCACAUCAACUAUCUCACCAAGAGGAUAUCGACGUUUAAGAACCUCCUCUCGGGCAGGAAAGCGGACAAGAGCCAGGAGACGACAGUAGUCAACUACCAGAACGGGAACCUGGAUACCGUUGAGAUCGAAACCAAGACUGAAAGCCUGCAGAUUGACAAUAAAUUGCUAUACGAGUCUGGCGGCACUCUGUCGGAGUUAGAGUGCGCGAACCACGACCACCCUCUGAAAGACGCCACCACAGCGAGACCUAACAAAAUACCGCUCAUUACUGAGAAAGUGGACGACCUGAUUCCGGCAAAUCUCCUGCAGUUGGAGGAGGAAGUAAACACAGUUGCGUUGGACUGGAAGAGCCUCAAGAAUGUCACCGAGUGCAGUUGUUCCACGCCCCUUGACCACUUCAGCAGGAAGCACCACUGCUGGGGCUGCGGGCGCGUGGUGUGCACGCGCUGCGUGUGCGCGCGCGCCCCUCGGCCCGCGCUGGCCGCCAGCGCCGGCGCGCCCGCCUGCGCCGCCUGCGCCGCCCAGCCGCGCGACAACGAUAUAGUGUCAACGACGAAUUAGGAGCCAACUUACACCAGAGUAAUUCGAUGGCAAGCCAUCGCAUAGUCACGCUGCGAAGCUCACGUGGGAGACGACGGGAGAUAUGUCAUCCAAUCUUGAUGUUCUUUCCGGCGGUUAGCGCAAAGUAUAAAUAAGUUACGCUUGAUUUGAAUACAAACGUUGAUAGUAUACUUAAAAUCAAACAAUUAAAUCUUUCUAGCAUUAUCCCGUUUUUGACAGGGUCCGCUUACCUAACCUGAAGAUUUGACAGUUCCGAUUUUUUACAGAAGCGACUGCCUGUCUGACCUUUCAUCCUGCGAAGGGAACAAUAUUUUUAUAAUGUGAUUUUUUUUUGUUUAAAAUUUAAAUUAGGAACAUCGACAUUAAGAAUUUAAAAAGCCAUAGUCAUAUCAUCAAAUGAAGACAAAGAUUUUUGAAAACCAAUGUCAGUCUUAAGGAUAGUUAUUGGCGCAUCGCUAUCCGCGGAAGCCAGAAGAAAAAAAAUCAAAACCCGCUGCAAAAUUACAUUUAUUAUUAUUAUUUAUUCCUAACACUCAUAUUUUUCUAGUAAUCCUUACGAAACAUGAAAUAUAACUGUAUAUAUAUAUUUUUUAUGAGAACUGGUAGACAAAGCUUAUUUUAUUUUAGUCUGUUAACUCUUAUCUAGUGCCAUUCUUCACUUACAAUGAGUGCAAGAAAGAGAUAGUCACAUUUAAAACUAUCAAACUAAAUUACAAGAAAGUUCAUCUACCAGAAUCGUCACCGUUUAACUUACAAAGCAACAGCUGAAUAAAAACUAUUAGAAAUACAUUUAAUUUCCGCUAAUAAUUCCUAUCGACGUACAAGUAUUGGAAAGACAAACCGCAGUCACUUUUGGUACUAAAUCCUUUAUCCGUAAUAGUAGAUUAUGAAGUACCUACUACUCUGCCUAUCCGUAUUUGCGGCGUCUGCUACAUUUGAAGUUUUUUUUUAAAUGACUUAUUGUAGAUUUGCGCAAAUGGCAUUAACUACUUGGCCGGACAAAUAGGAAGCGAUGAGGGCUCUCACCCGGGACAACAUUUAAGAUAACAGGCCUGAGGGUGCCCUGUUGGGCACGAACCUCAGCUCAGGGCGUCGUCGGAGAGGAUAAUAUUUAUCGGGGUCCUGAAGUGUUUGUUAUCGCGUGCUAAUCGGCCGCGUCUACGGCUUGAGUAAUCGGGUUACAUUUGAAGUGAUAUUGUAUAAUAUCAAGUAUUAGUUCAAAAUAAAUAUAAUAAUUUAGUUCUAAUAGCAUAACUAUGUAAAUAUAAAAGAAGAAAUCGCAUUUAGAAAUAUUUUAUGUAACAAUAGAAACAAUUUGACGCCGAUUCUGGCAGACAAUUUUAUUUCAGUCUGACAACUCUAAAAAUAGUGCCGUCUUUCACGUACGGCAAGUGCAAGAAAGGGAUAAAACUAGUUUGAGAACUGUCACACUAAAUUAAAAUUAAGUUGGCGUCUACCAGAACCGGCACCUUAAUGAUACCUGUAUAAUAAUAAAAAUAUUCUAUUGCUCAUAAAUAAUUAUGAAAUAUAUUUUGAAAUCUGAGUCUUAAGAGAGCUUAGCUCUUCAGUAUUAAAUGUGGCUUUUCGCGGGAAAGGAAGAAUAGCACAAAAUUAUGUUUAUCUACAAGCCAUUAUUAGAUGAUUAAAAAACAAUAUUAUUUUUCUUUUGCCUGAUUUAUGCAUUUUCAUUAAGAAUUACAUAAGAAAGAGUACUAUGUUUUACCACGGUUAUUGAUGACGUCAUACGCGUGUAUUUCUAUACAGAUUACAUAGAAAGGUAUCGUUUUCAUGUUUCUUAUUAACUAUACUCAUUUGACUAGGUUGUCCUCUUGCCAAUUGGAUUGUUCCUUAGGUCUUCUUAGUAUGGAAUUGAAGAGGAUUGACCAAUCAAGUCAAGCGCCAAGCGAACGCAUAUUGAUGAAUAUUCAUGGACGAAAAUAUUAUGCUGAUUCACCAGAAGUAGUUUUUCACCCCUCUGGGAUGUAAAACGGCCACGUUGAAGCAAUUCAUCUAAAACAGCAAUACUGCUAAUUAAGAUUAGUUGACUUUGCGAAAUUAUCUACUUUGAACAGUUUUGCAGGGCAUUGAUAAUUUAAAUAAAUAAAUAAAAAAAAAUGCGAUGAAUUGCUUCACUGUGGCCUUUUUAGUUCCCCUGCUCCCUUCCACGAUCUGCCACAAGUAUUCAAAAUAAUCAUCAAUCUAUGUUAUCAAAUAACACAAAAAUAAAUGUAUAUUAAGAAUAUAUUUAAGUACCUAUAUUACAAAAAAGUAUGCGACAUAAAAAAUAAAUUAUUUAGCUUUAAGAACUUAUGUGUAAAUAUUGAAUGUAAUUAAUAAAUUCAUGUAUAGUAUGGA